Molecule: messenger RNA, 13366 nt
Organism: Mya arenaria
Lineage: Eukaryota; Metazoa; Mollusca; Bivalvia; Myida; Myidae
Product: titin homolog
Exons: 4
Coding region: 203-6283 (2026 amino acids)
Biological process (GO): regulation of transcription by RNA polymerase II
Cellular component (GO): nucleus
Molecular function (GO): DNA-binding transcription factor activity, RNA polymerase II-specific; RNA polymerase II transcription regulatory region sequence-specific DNA binding
Source: RefSeq, a predicted model, not a curated record
CGACAUCUUCGUCAUCACUCGGAUACCAUCCUGGGUCUUCAUAUGUCUGAACGCGAGGGGGCAAUGGGGACGGCUCCCUAUGGACAACCUGUGGAUGAUGGCGGACACCGGUCUUUGUCAAUGCCAUCUUUAUUUCAGGGUCAGUGUGAGGGUUCAUGUAUUCUUUCAACUUGGCUAAUCUAUACAGUAUGGUGAAGUAAAGAUGAGGACAAUCAAGGAUCCAAAGAAGAAGCCUGAAAUAAGGCGACGGGGUGAGGCUGUGCCAAACACACGGGCUGAGGCAGUUCUAAACACAGUACCAGUUGAGGAGGACCAAGCAACUAAGUGUACACCUCCGAAAAAGCGAAAAACUACGAAAUCUCAAAAAGAUGAUAGCUUUAACGAGUCAGGUAGUGUUGUCGACAACCAAAGUGAUAUUGUAUCUGAGCGUAGCAGUGUUAUAGGUGAUGAUGAUAUUUCUGACAUUUCUUCGUAUAAAGGUACUCCACCAAAGAAAAGAAAUUACAACAGAAUAGUUGAAAAAAGCCCUGAAACUAACAUAGAAUUGAAUAACGAUGUUCAUAUAUCUCCUGCCGAAACAAUAAAAAUUAAAGAUUCACUGAAAUUAUCGCUAGAGAAGAAAUCGCCCCAAGAUAAGAAAACCACACCAGAAAAGAAAACGAAACCAAGAAAGAAAAACAAAUCUGGUGACUCUGUAUUGAGCGAUAUUCAUAGCAGUACACCCAAUGAUAUAACCCAGAAAAAGUCCCCUAAAUCUAAAAAACCUGUAAAGCAAAAGACAGAUUCUUCUGAGCCAAUAAGAAAUGGAGAAAUAAGUAUCACUGAAAAGAAGAAACCUGGACCUAGAAGAAAAGUAAAAUCAGAUGAUAUUGAGGAAAGUGUUCCUAAAAAGACUACUGGUAGAAAAAGAAAACUCUCAGGACCUCAGGGAGAACCUAAUGAUAAAACAGAAACAAAUGCUGUUAAAGAAUCAGGGAAGAAGACAACACCAACCAAGAGAUCAAAGAAACCAGUUUCAAAAACUAUAGACAAUGCUAAAAAGGAAGAGGAAAAACUUGUUGAAAAUUGUAAAACAAAACCUAAACGAGUGAGACCAAAGAAGGCCACGGCUAAACAAGUAAAUAAGGAGUUGGAAGAGAUUGCUGAAUCUAAGAAAAAGGAAGAGACUUCUAGGUUAGUGACUAAGGAUGAAGAAAAAGAUGAGAUUGCAGAAAAGCCAUCAGAUGAACCAAAUGACAACAUAACAGGUAUUAAAGAAUCAGUAAAAAGCAAUCAUCGCAUGCUUGAUUUAGAAACAGACAAUGAGCAGUCGGAUGUUGGAUCUGAGUUAGAAACAAGUUUUGAAAGUGUGAACAGUCACAGGACGGAUGGAGAUUCAGUACGAAAUAAGCCAGUAGAUAAUGACGAUGAAAAUGAUGAAGAGGAUGAGGAGGAUCAUGAUGAAAAUGAUGAGAAAAUGGGUGAUGAAAAGUAUGUAGAACAAAAAAUAAAGUGUGAGCAUUGUGGCUAUGUUUCUCGAAGUAAAGGUGGUCACACAAGGCAUUUACGAAAAUGUAAACCAGAGGAUUUAGGCUUGGAACCAGACACGUCAGCCAGGCCGAAAAUUCAUACUUGUGAACAGUGUGAAUAUUGUGCUCCGAAACGGGUCCUAGUUAUAAACCAUAUGAGGAUACAUGGUAUAUUUCAGUGCAAACGAUGCAAGCAUCGAGCAGACUCUGAAGAUACACUUAAUGAGCAUUCUGCGACAGAACACAAGGACAGAAGUGAUUGUAAGUUUUGUAAAAUGUGUAAUCGUUAUGUAAAAUGUAGCGAUGUUCCAUUAGAAAAACACAUGGAAGAAUGUCAGGGUCGAAUUCCGUUUAAAUGUCCAGAAUGUUCUAAAGAAUUCCAGUACGAGUCUUCGUUAAAGUGUCAUGUAGUUUCUCAUUAUCCGGAUCAACCCAAACUUUUUAGUUGUAAUCAGUGUGACUAUAAAUCGAACUACAAAGCUAAUUUGAAAAAGCACAUCCGUCAUAUUCAUGAACAGAGGGGGGAGAGGAACAUUAAGUGUACAGAGUGUGACAAACUAUUUUUUAGUGAAGACAAUAUGAAACGGCAUUUAAAACUCCAUUCUGAAGAACGGCCGUACAAGUGCCAACAGGAGGAAUGCGAAAAAGCAUUUAAAACCGUAAAUGGUCUAAAAACUCACGAGGUCUCGCACCAAACCGACAGGCCUUUUCCAUGUGAGGUGGAGGGCUGUGAGAAAAGCUUCAAAACGAAGCGAAACCUCAUUUCUCAUUUGAACGAGACACACCAAAAUGCUCCGAAGAACUACAAGUGCGAAGAAGAUGGCUGUACAAUGGCUUUCUACAAGAAAUGUCACCUGGAGCGGCAUACAGAUGCUCAUAAAGAUAAUCGCACUCAUUUUUGCACAUACAUAACGUGCACAAAGGCUUUCAGAACUGCAGAGGCGCUAAAAGUCCACGCACUUUUUCACACUGACGAGAAACCACUGAAAUGCAAUCACUGUGAUUAUACAUGUCGCCAGAAAUCAUCCAUCAGGUUUCACAUGAAGAAAAAACAUCCGGAGCUAGUACCACCAGCUGAUCUCAAACCACCAAAAACUUCUGCAAAGUCUUCGGAAAAACGUGCCAGUGCUAAGACUGAUCUGGAUCAAGAUUUAAAAAUUGAUCCAGAUGCAACAAUUAAAGCCGAGGUGAAUGAAAUAGUGACCGAAAACAGGGAAAACCAUUCUCCAGUGAAUAGUGAAAAAUCGACUGGUAAAAAUGGUGAAAGCCAUGAACAAACUGAUAUGUCUGAAUAUGCAAUUAAAGAUAAAGAGAGAUUAGUUCAAAAUUCAUUAACAUUACCAUUACCAUUGAAUGAAGAUUUUGAGCAUCCUAUAGCAAUAAGUACACCAAUAAAAAAUGAUGAAAAUGUGCCAUUUAGUAGUAAACAGACUAAUAAAUCUAAAUCAGCCAGUCAAAAGACUUCUGGUACAGAUCCAUCCAAUGAGAUGAAUGAGGGUGUGUCAACAUCGGCCAAUGAAAAGUCUCCUAAGAAAGCAUCAGCCAAUGAGGUGUCGCUUGACAGAGCAGUGCUCAGUGAGCUUCCCCCAAGAAAGGCAAAGAAAACUGACAUGUAUGAAUUCCAAAGUGAGGAAGAAUCAGGAGAUGAAAUGAAACCAGGAUUGUUGCGGAAAGGUUACGACAAAGACAAGCCGCCUCUCCCUCGCAUCGAUACCAAUCUACUGCCAGACAUAGAGCUACCUCAAGCUGAAGGUAAACCAAAGAAAGAGGUAGUGGAAAAACCUAAGAAAGAACGCAAAAAACCAGGACCAAAACCUAAACCUAAAGUUGAAAAGCCUGAAAAACCAGAGAAAGAAGUCAAAGAACCUGAAGUUUCUGAUGCUAAAAAGCCUAGAAAAAGAGGUAGAAAAAGGAAAAGUGAGAUAGAACCAGAAGCAGACAAAACUGAGGAAGCAAAUGAAGAUGAAAAGAAGGAGAAAGGUGUUGAUGAAGAGGUGGAAGAGGAGGAGGAAGUGCAAAAAGAAACCGGUAAAAAGGCUGAGAAGAAGAAAACUGGAAAACGAGGAAGAUCUCCCAAAGGAAAGAGAGGAAAGUCUCCAAAAAGUAUUAAAGUUGAUGAUGAUGAUGAUGACGAUGAUGAUGAUGAGGAAGAGGAGAUGCCUGUUAAGAAGAAGAGAGGAAGGAAGCCUAAGAAAGAUAAUUCUGGGAAUACUGGGGAUAAACAGGAGAAAGUGCCGAAGAAAAGAGGGCGUAAAUCCAAAGCUGAGAAACAGGCACUGUUGGAAAAAGACAUUGAGCCGGAAAAUGGUGAUGCUACAAUUAACUAUAGUGAAGUGGAAAGUAGCGAACUCUUUGGGGAUAGUAAGGAUAGUAUUGCUGAUCAGUUUAGAACUGGUAAUGUUUCGGAUAGCAAUACUAAUGUUGUGAAGGAGUUUACUGUUGAAUUAAGUGAGAAGCAAAAUGAGAGUGAAGAAUUGAAGAGUGAAAAUGACGAAAGUGGGUUGAGUAAAGCUAAAAUUCUUGAUAAAAGUGAUGAAAAGCGAACAAGUAGUAGUGAAAGUAGUGACAUUGGGUCAGAUUUUGAUGAAGAUCUGAAACCCCCUCCUGCUCCAAGACCACCCCCUAUGUAUGAUAGUGAAGAUGGUGACAUAGAGUCAGGGCCCGAAAAUGAGGACUUCAAUAUUUCAGCAAUGAGUAACGAGAGAGUUAGAGACUUCGAAUCUUCGAGAGAAAUCUCUCGUGAGAUCUCAAGGGACUUUGAAAGCUCGCGUGAAAUUGAUGAUAGCGUUAAGACUGUGAGUGAUCAUGUUCAUUCUGUCGACACCUCCACACCCAAAGAGCAUAUUCAUAGCGUUGGAACACCCGCAUCGGUUAAUCCGUACAGGAACGAUUCUGUGAAUAACGAACUUGAGCAUAUUCAUAGCGUUGGGACUCCCGCUUCAGUUAAUCCGUAUAGAAACGAUUCUGUUAAUAACGAACAUGAGCAUAUUCAUAGCGUUGGGACUCCCGCGUCAGUUAAUCCGUAUAGGAACGAUUCUGUUAAUAAUGAAUAUGAUAAUCCAUUAUCUCAUCCAGAUAAUCCAUUAUCACACCCUGAUAAUCCAUUAUCACACCAAGAUAAUCCAUUAUCGCACCAAAGUCACCAUAGCAGUGUUCCGCAUACCCCAUCUCACGUUAGCGUUCCUACUACACCCGCCACACAUGAAUACCAAGAAUCUCGCAGCAUUGAACCUCGAAGCAUUGAACCACGUCAAACCACCGACCGUAUUAUAAAAAAUCCAGUCCAGGGACAAACUAAUGAUGAAAACACAGAUGAAAGUUCAAUGCCUGAAGUUGAUAAGGAUUAUGUUGGUAGAUUCUUUGAAGAAAUACAGUGUAACUCAGUACCUGAGAUUACCAGAAUGAAUAGCGUUGAGGAAAGUAAGACCCCAGGUAAAAUCGUGGAGAAUCCACAAAGUGACAGCGGAGUACCAUCAUCGCUCAAUUCAAAUCAGACUGACUCAAGCCUUCAGAUGCAAUCUCCGCCCGCUGACCUGUCAAUCAAACGCAUGGAGAUGAUGUCGCCAGAAAGAGUACCGCCAGAUUAUGUACCAAGAAGCGAGAGUGCACAUAAUCGUUCCUCAGACAGAAUCCAGGGUGUGCCGUCGUAUGAUUCGCAAUUUACUUCACAAAAUCCUCUAGAGCCUUAUAAUCCACCUUUAGUAGCUCCUACUAGGGAGACUAUUCUUCGACAACCAGAAUCAAACAAGCCGCCGAGUCCUUCAAAUCCUGCCACUAACUUUAUGAGGUUCGCAGAGACACAACGGCUUCCCACACCUUAUGAUCGCAAUCUUCAAAACUUACACAGAAUUGCUGAAGGGCCUCUGCCUCAGCAUAAUAGCUCCUCCCCACUAUUAAGGCCAGUACCAGGUAGGGACGACGUAUUUCCGGGAGCAACAGGAGUUGCGGGAUCAAUGGCAAGAAAUCCUUUCCAUAGUUCAUGGGCUGGACAAGAUGUGCGGCCGGCGCAUUGGGCUCAUCCAACCUACCUUCAGCAACAACCGGGUUCGACAUCUUCCUCAUUGUUCGGUAAAGACACAUACCUACCUGGACGGGAGUUUAUGUUUGAUCCAUCUCGGGCGGCUGAGCGGAAUAUGUUCACGGGAUUAGCUGCCCCACCCUCCCACACUCAGAGGCCGGAGAUACCCCAUGACACUUUCCAGUUUGAUAGGUUUGACCUGGGAAGCUAUUUCCCACCAUCUUUACCAGUGGAUUAUACCCGUAGCGCCCAUAGUACCAGUCAGAAAACACUAGACGAACGAUACAGGCAGACUGGUUCAAGUGUUUCGGAUUAUCGUACUUUACCACCAACCUCAACAGGGUCGGACAUGUUCGGUGUAAAUAGUUCAUUCAAUUUGGAGAAAUUUUAUUCUAGUGACAAAUUCUAUUCACGCGAUCCCAUGUAUCAUACACAGCAUAUCUCAGACAAUGCCGCUAACCCGUUUUUACCUGGAAUGCCAUCCCAGCAUUCAAUGUUUGGUAGAGAAUAUGCGGCAGCCCAUCGUGGUUUCUACCCGCAGAAUCCUGGCUAUCCAUUCAUGAAUAUGAACGAUAAGAACUAUUCUGCUGCUGCUGCAUCGUCAAAGUUGGCAGCGCAUUCUACAAAUCCUGUCAGCCAGCAGCGGGACUUAAUGUCCGUUCCACGUCCAAACGUAGGAUCUGCGGAAUCACAGCUACAAGACCCAUACAGGCAUCAUAGCUCUAUGUUGUAUAACAUGAUGAACAAAUACUUUUGAAAUCAAUGUGCUUUAGUAAUGCAGCUAUAUAUGUAAAAAAUAACUGUAACCUUGUGUUUUAAGGCUGGCCUAAAAAAAAGGUUUGUUUCUGGUUAUAUGCUCAAAAAGAUUAUGGUCGGUAGGUGGGUUUUUUUUGUGUAUUUUUGAUAUAUAAGGCAUAUUAAAUUACUGACAAAGGGCAUUUUUAAUUGUCAUAUGGAAAAAAGAACUUCUGCACUGUCUGAUGCUGAAAAACAAUCUUGUUGUGAAAUUAGCAAAUGCCAUAUUUGGUCGAAUUUGGUAACCAAGAACAAACCUAUUUUUUAUGCCUCUGUAGUUGGUUGUUAUAUUGAUGACUUAUCAAGUUGAGCAUUUAUGUUCAUAAGUAUUAAGCAAAUACUUAAGUAUCGCUGUUAGUGUUUUGUUAAAAAAACUUGUUUGUUUUUCUUACUUAAUAUAUUGAACAAAUUUAUGUAUUCAAUGUGUGUGAUUGUGAAAUUUGUUAAUUUUGAUUAGGGAAUGUAACUCUCUUCAAGCCAAUUGUGUAAAGCUUGUUUGGAUUAUCUCCCUUGAAUUAAAAAACCAUAACACACCAAAAAUGCCUAGCAAAAGGCAUAAAAAGUCAUGUUUUACUAAAAAGUAUAUUGAAAGAAAGUUUGGAUAUUGGUCCAAAAUCUUUUACCAUGGUCAGUAAAGUGUGAUCUCAGUGAUUUUAAUAGAAGUACGGUUUUUGUGAGAAAAUAGAGAGAUUGUGAAUCACUACUUGUACGAGUUUGAGUGAUCUACUAUAUAAGGGUUACAUCCUCAUAGUUUGUGUACACUAAACAACUCUAAAAUGGCAUUUAAAAAAACCCACAAGGGAAAUGACUUUUAAUUGUCAGCUUACAUUGAAAAGAGAAUUUUGCAAACUAUUUUUUAACUGAGCUGCAACUUACAUUUGUGAAUGUUUACAUACAAGGUCACGUACACAGUGUGGUUUGCAAUCUGUUCUCAAUCUGUGUAUGUGUAGCUACACUUACAAGGUGUGUAUAUGUAGCUGCACUUACAAGUAGACGUACACAUUGUGGUUCACAAUCUGUGUAUGUGUAGCUACACUUACAAGGAGACAUACACAUUGUGGUUCACAAUCUUUGUAUAUGUAGCUACACUUCCAAGGAGACAUACACAUUGUGGUUCACAAUCUUUGUAUGUGUAGCUACACUUGCAAGGAGACAUACACAUAGUGGUUCACGAUCUGUGUAUGUGUAGCUACACUUACAAGGAGACGUACACAUUGUGGUUCACAAUCUGUGUAUAUGUAGCUACACUUGCAAGGAGACAUACACAUAGUGGUUCACAAUCUGUGUAUAUGUAGCUACACUUGUAAGGAGACAUACACAUAGUGGUUCACAAUCUGUGUAUGUUUAGCUACACUUGCAAGGAGACAUACACAUAGUGGUUCACAAUCUUUGUAUGUGUAGCUACACUUGCAAGGAGACAUACACAUAGUGGUUCACGAUCUGUGUAUGUGUAGCUACACUUACAAGGAGAAGUACACAUUGUGGUUCACAAUCUGUGUAUAUGUAGCUACACUUUUAAGGAGACAUACACAAAGUGGUUCACAAUCUUUGUAUGUGUAGCUACACUUGCAAGGAGACAUACACAUAGUGGUUCACAAUCUGUGUAUAUGUAGCUACACUUGCAAGGAGACGUACACAUUGUGGUUCACAAUCUGUGUAUAUGUAGUUACACUUACAAGGAGUCGUACACAUUGUGGUUCACAAUCUUUGUAUGUGUAGCUACACUUGCAAGGAGACAUACACAUUGUGGUUCACGAUCUGUUUAAGUGUAGCCACACAAACAAGGUCACUGUGUUUUGUAAUCUCUCUUAUAUUUGUCUGUCAUACAAACUGUCCUAUAUAUAUGUACUGUAUAUAUAUAAUAAAUCUAAACUUACAUGUACUAAUACACGAGACUGAAAACGUAAAACACUUGUCAAAUUUAUAAGUAUUGUUACUUGUUUUGAAUGUUAAAAUAUAAGUGUAAAUUUAUAAGCAAUACGAACAAAAAGUACCGCAUCAGUACUUAAGUGUUUUUGUUUUAAGUGUGCAAGUGUUAUAAAAGAAACAUUUUGUAGUUAAUUGUACAGUGUAAAUUAGGUUAGAAAUUUUUGUGCAGACAAAAAUGUAUUAUUAACAGAACAAAGUAUUUUUUGUUACAUUUAAAUAUGUUACCUGGUGCAAGUGUGUUUUAUGAAUAAUUAGAUUUCUGUUGUAAAUAAAUAUGUUUGUUUUACCAAAGUUGUACAUUAAAAUGCCAUAUAAUUGUUAAUAAUGCUGCUUUUCAUGUGAAUUUGUUUUUUAUUACUACAAAAUAUAUAAAAGUGUAGAGCGCUACGUUGAUGUUUUUACUUGUACAAAUUUUAUAAUGAAACCAUUUUAGUGUUGUAACAAUUUUAUUGGCAUAUUUUUAUCGAUCAAACUCUGAAUAUACAUGUUUUAUAAAUGAGUUUAUUUAUUUAAUUAUGUUAUUGCUUAAACCACUUUGUAAAUUUGUUCUCCUGUUUCGGUUGUAAAGAAAUAAAUGCAUCCAUAUCGUAAUGUUCUUCGAUAUUGUUGAUUUUAUCAUGAUUGACGAUGUUCGUGUUGUUUAAAUUCAUGUUUAAGACAAAAAUAUUUAUCACAUCUUGUUGUGUAUUAUUAUAUUGUGUAUUGUAUAUAAUUAUUUUACAAAAAAAUCUGAAAAAAUUCAAGACACUUUUUAUGAUCUUUUACUGUUACUUACAUAAUUCUUUCUCAUUAAAUGUGUGCCAAAAAAUGAGGGCAAUUCAAGAAAACCAGGUCCCAGUUUCAAUAACGAUCAUAAGGUUUCAUAUCGAAUAUAUGCAGGCUUAACUCUGUCUAUGGCACGAACUGCUUUUCAGUAAGAGUAUUGUUAGGACAUUUAUCGCAAAGAUUCUUUCUCUUACUUUAUGGGUGUCAACAGGCACUCUUUAGCAGCGUAAAGCUUAUGACUUAGAUAUCUUAUUAAAAUGGGGUCCUGUUUUGUAUUUAAUGAUUAAGGUUGUGUACUGUUUCUUUUAAAGAAAAAAAGUCUGGGUAUUGUGGUAGCCUUCGUCUUGUCGUUGUCAUCUUGAUGCAAAAAGUUGAAGCUGAGCCAUAUUCUCUAAUAUGAGCCAUUAUACUCUAAUUUGAAUGAAACUUGGUACACAUGUUUCCAGAGACAAUAUGCAUAUGUGUAGUAAGGCCAUUAACUUUUGCUUUAAUAAUUGUCAAGUUACAACCCUUGUUUUACUAAAGAAUCACAAUAUAUUAACGUUUGCAUUCACUCCGUAGCACUCUUGUUGGAACAACUCGAUGAAUGUUUAAUUAAUCAUUGCCAGAUUUCAUCAACCAGCUUAUCAUACAUACUUUCGAUUCAAAUGUAAAGGGACAGGUAUUAUAUAAGAAAAUCUAUGAAUGAUUUUUGAUCAUUACAUAAAAUGGUUGUAUUUUUAAAAAAUGGUCCGAUUGUUCAGAGCUUUGUUGAAGUAAACGUCAUCGUUGUUUGCUUUCAAAUACUGCUCAGGAAAUUUAACAGAUACACUUGUGAUCUGCAGUAGGUCUAACAAUAUUUGAGACAACUGUUUUAGCAGUACUUGUUUUAUCUCUCAUUAUUUGAGCAUAUCAUCAAGUAUUUAAAAGUUAACAACAAUGUCGUAAACCAUGUUGUUAACUUUAUAAAAGUUAUGUACAAUCGACUCAUAUUUUGACUGCUAAUUUUAAAAGACAGUUUAUUUGAACAUGUAAAUAAUAUGUUCAUUUGACAAUGUGACACUUAAUAUUGAAUUUAUAUUAUACAUCUUAAGAGACAUUUUCAGACAUUCAUUCAUAAGAGGGCCUGGGUGUUUGUAUUUUUUUUAUUGAAAUAAUUUUGAACUGGUUAUCUUGACGGAUACACAUAUUUUAAAAUUCUCAUUCGGCUAAGUACAUCUUAAAAGAUCAUAAAAUCUGUGUUUAACCACAUAUGGGUAAAAGUUAUUUUUGUGAACUUAUAUACAUCUUUAUUCUGUGUCUAUUUAGUUAUUGUAAACAAAUUUCAAAAUUUCUUAAGUUCUUUUGUCAACUUCAAAAGGGUGAAAGACUGUGAUAAAGCUGUUACUACAGUCUCUACUAUGUAUCCAAAUUUUUAGCUGGUCUGUUCAAAGGUCAAAGAAAACCAAUUGUUAAAAACUUUGUUAAAGUUAACAAAAUUGUUAACAUUAUCAUUGUUAACCUGUAAGUCGUUUUUGUACUAUUUGUAUCAACCUUUGACAGCGCUGUUUAAGCUGGACAUGUUUUAUUCCUAUUAAGCACAUUAUCAACUAUUUGACGUUUUAAAGUUAACAUCGAUGUCGUUAAUUACUUUGUUAACUUUAACAAAUUUCUGGACAAUUGGCCUAUUUCGUUUCCGGUUUCUUGACAUACUUUAAACCGUUACCCAAUCAUAAUGAUUUAAUUGCAAUCUCUCUUUGUUUCCCAACCUUUCCUAAACCCUUACCCAAACAAAAAUUCCUAAAUUGCAAUCUUUCAUUGUUUCAAGUUUUUGGUAGUUUUUUAUUCGAAAAGACACCUACCAGUAUAUAUUUAGUUAAGUGAUCUAGUUAACGUUAACCUAGACGAAAUGGCACUAUUUUGAAUUGCGUUUAACUAAAAUAAGUCCAAACCUUCCUGGUAACCCUAUAAACUUUGAAAUUGGAAACAACAAAAUAUUAAUUUUUGGCUAUACAGAUUUCCAAGAUUCCUUUAUCCUAAAAUCAGAAUUACUUUGAAAUAAAACAGUCCGAGGAAUUCUGAUUUUCAAGCACAAGUCUGAAUUUUGUUAUAUGUACGAAAAAUUAUACAAUCCUAACUUUAAAGUAAAUGCACCAAAAGAUAUACAGUCCUGACUCUUUUUUGCUUUCAGGCUAUUAUAAAUUUCUUUCUUCGUUGAAACAUUAACAACCAGCGUUUGUCUUGCCUUUUGAGAGCAUCAGCUUUUGUCAGACAUUGUUUCUUGAUUCAUUAAAAUAUAAGUUUAAAGACCUUCAUUUGAUUCUCCUAAUUAAAAAAUGAUCUCAGUUUUAUUCAAUCUCGGUGCCUGACCAUUGUUGUUCAGCGUCAAUGGAAAUCUGAACAUGUUCUACUUCCAUGAUCAUGCUGGAAGCAAAGUACUCAUGUAACAGUUCUUGUGAAUGGCUUAAAAUCUGUUUCAGCCUAUUUGCAAACCGGUAUCAAUGAUAUUGAAAUUAACAUCAAAGUAUGCAAUCGUUAAAAAAGAGAAACAGAGCUUUUUUGUAAAGGCUUAUUACCAUAUUCUGCUCACACUUGUGUGUACCCAUACAAUAAGUGUUUCACAAACUCCCUAUUAUUAUUGUAUUCAAGUAAACAUAGGUGGGAGAUCGUGUUGUUAAACCUUUAAAUGAUAAAGAAUGUAAAAAUAUUUGAUCUGCUAUUUUGUUUGUCUGGAAAAAGUUGAGAUGUUGUCAUAGCUUUUGGUGUUGUUGUCGGCAGCGCACAAAAGCUUAAACCUUAGCCAUGAAUAAAAAAUGUUUGAGAUAUUAAUAUGAAAUUUGGUAAACAUGUUCAAGAGACAAUGGGCUGAGGGACAGUAUUCAAUAUUAUUCGUAUCCUUAGAUACGCAUCAGUGAUUCCAUUCAAUCUAUUGGCUAGCUAUUUUUACAGUCCAAUCAAGACACUCAGAUUUUACUAUUAAACUUAAGUUAGAUCUAAGUUGGUUAUUGAAUAGACCCCAUAACUCUGGCUUCGAUGAUAGUGGAUUAUUACCCUUUGAUUGAGUAAAGAAACAGAUGAGCUUUGGGUUUUGUUUCGGGGGGCUUUGUUCUUAAAGUUAACAUCCAGCCUUACAGCAUUUAAACUACUCUUAGAUUUCAUGAUUUCUUUGUUUAUUAGGCUCACAAGUUUUAUUUUUCAUGAUUUCCAGGUUGUAUAAUUUUCAAACAAAGUCUUCUGCAGAAGAUAAUUGGCACAUUAUAAUGCAUUAAGUUUAUUAAAAAGUUAGUGUUGUGUGUAACAUUCUCUGACUUGGUUAUUACAGAGUUGUGCCGCUUUGAUGUCAUGAAGUAAAUGCCAGAAAGAACAAAAUUGCACUUUUACAGACUGAUUGUUUUGAAAAAGUUUAUUUUAUUUUAUGUCUAGGGAUAAGCCAAUUUUUGCAUAAAUGUCUGGAAACCAGGGACACAACUCUGAAGAAAAUCAGAUCUCAUCUUUUCAUAUAAUUGAUCGAAAAUUGAUGUUUAUGGCUAAAUGCGUUACUAGGGCUUUACUUAAAACUUCAAUUUCGAACAUUUAUAUGAAACCAGCGAUCAGAUUUUUGGUCAGAAGUCUUAUAUCACCAGUUUUCAGAUCUUCACGCAAAAAUUGACUUAUUCUAAGACAAAUAAUCAAAAAGUUGUCAAAAUUUUCACUCUGAGAGUGCAGCUUUAAAAAACUGUUUAAAUAUUCAAAAACAGUAUGUUGAGUUUGAUAUUGUUUUAUAAAAGACUUAUGUUUGUGUGAGAAAUCAGAAGAUAUUUAAAUUAUCUCCCUUGGUAAUUCAUAAAUAUAUCAAUAUUUAAUAUAAGGGACCUUAGAUUGUUUGAGGAAUCGAAACGGAUUUGAAUUAUCUCUCUUGAUAAUUGAAAUAUAACAAUAUUAAGGACUUAAGAUUUUUUGAGAAAUCAGAACAUAUUAAAAUUAUCUCCCUUGAUGAUUCGUAUAUAUAUUUAUAUAUAUAUAUAUCAAUACUUGAUGUAAAGGAUAUAUUGUUUUAGAAAUCGAAACGUAUUUGAAUUAUCUCCCUUUAAAAUCUUCGGGAAAUUAGAAUGGAUUAGAAUUAUCUCCCUUGAUAAUUGGUAUAUCUCAAUAUUUCAUAUAUUCCGCUUUCACUUUCUUUCUGAACACUUACUCUAAAUAAACUUGUUUUAUUUUUGUACAAAGCUGUGCUAGUAAUUAUCAUGCUUUUUUGAUAGUUUGUUACCGUUUUAUAGUUUUAGAACAUAUUCGUUUACUGUUUUAUUUAUGGUUUUGUAAGCCAUCACCAUGUUCAUUAUGUAUAUUGGUCAUGUCUUUUACCAGAGUUAAUAUAUAUAUUAGAGUAGACUUAGACUAAAUUAAACGCUGAAAUUUA